Messenger RNA from Eimeria mitis, 3780 nucleotides. RefSeq names its product zinc finger MYND domain-containing protein, putative. NCBI's taxonomy places the organism in Eukaryota, Apicomplexa, Conoidasida, Eucoccidiorida, Eimeriidae. Gene Ontology annotation, molecular function: microtubule binding. Gene Ontology annotation, cellular component: centrosome; nuclear microtubule; cytoplasm. Gene Ontology annotation, biological process: centrosome cycle; spindle assembly. The record is from RefSeq and is a predicted model, not a curated record. The transcript is spliced from 9 exons. Bases 1 to 3780 code for a protein of 1259 amino acids.
AUGCCUCGCAAGCAACGAAGCUUCUCCUCUAAGAGCAGAAAUGUCAAAGCAGCAGCAGCAGCAGCUGCUGCUGCUGCUGCAGCAGCAGCAGCAGCAGCAGGAAGUGGUGGUGCUGCUGUUGAAACUACAGCAGCAACAGCAGCAACAGCAGCAGCAGCAGCAGCAGCAGAGGAAGCAGCACAGCGAGAUAGCAGCAGCACCUGCAGCAGCCUCUAUCUCAGCAGCAAUGACCGUUCUGCUGCUGCUUUCAACAGCAGCAGCAGCAGCAGCAGCAGCAGCAGCAGCAGCACAGCAGCAGCAGCAGCAGCAGCACACUUCAACAGCAGCAGCAGCAGCAGCAGCAGCAGCAGCAGCAGCAGCACAGCAGCAGCAGCAGCAGCAGCACACUUCAAAGCUCUUCUUAAAGCCCUAGAAGGAGUAGCAGCAGAAAGAAAAAGAAAAAGCAGAAAGGUAGAUAGCCAGGAGUUGCUGCUGCAUUUCAUGCAGCACAUAUCAUCACCAGCAAUGGAGGAGCUGCAGCGGCAGCAGCAGCAGCAGCAGCAGCUUGUGCUGCAGCAGCAGCAGCAGCAGCAGCAGCAGCAGCAAGAACCCUCUCUCCUCUCAGGCGCUAAGUGGCACGAAGCUGCUUGGGUUUCGCUGCUGCAGCAAGCAAUGCAGCAGCCAGCAGCAGCAGCAGCAACAGCAGCAGCAGCAGCAGCAACAGAAGCAGCAGCAGCAGAAGGGAAAGAAGAAGAAGCAGCAGCAGCAGCAGCAGCAGCAGAAGGAGAAGCUGUAUCACACUGCAGCAAAACCGCACCGCAGCAGCAGCAGCAGCAGCAGGAGUUGAAAAAGGAGGAGGAACAGCAGCAGCAACAGCAGCAGCAGCAGCAGCAGCUGCUGCAGCAGCAGCAGGAGGCGGAGCAGCAGAAAGACAGACUAGCUGAGGUUGGAGUUAUGUUUGCUGCUCAGCAGCAGCAGAUGUAUCUCUCGCUGCUGCUGCUGCAGCAGCCUGAUUGGGUUGCUGCUGCUUUUGCUGCUCUUGAGGACCUGCUGCCUCUUGCUGCUGAGGAGAGUCCUGUACUAGCAGCAGCAGCAGCAGCAGAUGCAGCAGCAGCAGCAGCAGCAGCAGCAAACUCACACCAACACCAGCAGCACCAGCAGCAGCAGCAGCAGCAGCAGCAGCAGCAGCAGCAGCAGCAGCAGCAGGAGCUGGGGGCCUUUGUUGCAGCAACAGAAGCAGAAGCAGAUGCACUCAGAAUUAAAUACUUUCAGACUGUCUUCGAUGUCUCAGAUGCAGCAGCACUUGCUGCUGCUAGCAGCAGCCUGGGUUAUCGAGACAAGAAAAAGGAGAAGCGUUUGUGUCGUGCUGUUGCUGCUUUUUAUUUAUUAGUUUCUGUUGCUGCAUCAGAGUUUACAGCUCCUGCUGCUGCUGCUCUCUGCUGCAGCAGCAAACUGCUGCGUGCUGCUGCUCCCCUCAUCGCCAUCGCAUGCAGCAAGGGGGGCCUCCUAGCUGUUGUUGUUCUUAGGGCCCUUAUGCAGGCUAUCUCUGCUGCACCUGAUGCAGCAGCAGCAGCAGCAGCAGCAGCAGCAGCAGCAGCAGAUUCGGAAUUCACAGCUCCUGCUGCUGCUGCUCUUUGCUGCAGCAGCAAACUGCUGCGUGCUGCUGCUCCCCUCAUCGCUAUCGCAUGCAGCAAGGGGGGCCUCCUAGCUGUUGUUGUUCUUAGGGCCCUCAUGCAGGCUAUCUCUGCUGCACCUGAUGCAGCAGCAGCAGCAGCAGCAGCAGCAGCAGCAGCAGCAGAUACUGCAGCAGCAGCAGAAACAGCAGCAGCAGCAGAAACAGCAGCAGCAGCAACAGAAACAGCAGCAGCAGCAACAGAAACAGCAGCAGCAGCAGAACCAGCAGCAGCAGCAGCACCCCCUCCUUCCCCCCCCGCACCCCCACCAUCACCACCAUCAUCAGCAGCAGCAGGAGCAGCAGCAGCAGCAGCAGCAGCAGCACCAAUAUCUAUAUUAUCUGUAUAUCCUUUAUCUAUAUUAUCUCUGUCAGAUACUGCAGCAGCAGCAGAAACAGCAGCAGCAGCAACAGAAACAGCAGCAGCAGCAGAACCAGCAGCAGCAACCAGUCCUUCUCCCCCCCCACCAUCAUCACCACCAUCAUCAUCAGCAGCAGCAGCAGGAGCAGCAGCAGCAGCAGCAGCACCAAUAUCUAUAUUAUCUGUAUAUCCUUUAUCUAUAUUAUCUCUGUUGCAGCUAACCCUAAGAGAGCAAGCAACAGACCCCAGAGGGGUUGAGGGGUGUGCUUACUGCAUGCGUUCUGACAACACUGCUCGUUUUCUUCGUUUGUUUAACUCGGAGCAUGCAGGAGCUCCUGCUGCUGCUGCUGCUGCUGCUGCUGCUCCUGCUGCUGCUGCUGCUGCUGCAAGUAAGGAUUGCAUGCGUUCUGACAACACUGCUCGUUUUCUUCGUUUGUUUAAUUCGGAGCAUGCGGGAGCUCCUGCUGCUGCUGCUGCUGCUGCUGCUGCUCCUGCUGCUGCUGCUGCUGCUGCAAGUAAGGAGUUGCAGCAGCAGCCGCUUACCCCGUGGGAGGUGGAGCAGCAGCAGCAGCAGCAGCUGCUGCUGCUGCUGCAGCAAGAAGCAGAAGAAGCACGCAAAGAAAAAACAGCAAGGUUUCGUUAUGUGCUGGAGCAGCGGCGGCAGCAAAAGAAGCAGCAGCAGCAGCAGCAGCAGCAGCAGCUGCUGCUGCUGCAGCAGCAGCAGCAAACACAACCGACAGCAAGGUUUCGUUAUGUGCUGGAGCAGCGGCGGCAGCAGAAGAAGCAGCAGCAGCAGCAGCAGCAGCAGCAGCUGCUGCUGCUGCAGCAGCAGCAGCAAACACAACCCUGGCCUCUCUCUAUGCUCCUUGCUGCUGGCGUUGUUAAUAAGUGGCUGCUGCGGGCCGCUCUGUGGGGUCCCCUUCAGCAGCAGCAGCAGCAGCAGCAGCAGCAGCAGCAGCAGCAGCAGCAGCAGCAGCAAAACAGCAGUUUGCUGCUGAGCUUAAGGGAGGCUUUGGGUGCUGGUGCUGCUGUCUGCAGCGAUGCAGUAGUACAGCAGCAGCAGCAGCAGCAGCAGCAGCAGCAGCAUCGGCAGCAGCAAAAGGGAGGCAGGAAGGGCAGGCAGAAGCACCGCAAUACGAAGCAAGGUGCUGCUGCUGCAGCAGCAGCAGCAGCAGCAGCAGAAGCAGCAGCAGCAGCAGCAGCAGCAGAGGAAGCAACAACAGAAGCAACCCUAGCAGAGCCGGAGAGCCCCCCUGAUACCCCAAGCUCUAAUGCAGCAGCAGAAACAGCAGCAGCAGCAACACCAACAGCAACAGCAGCAGCAACAGCACCAGCAGCAGCAGCAGCAGCAGCAACAGCAGCAGAAGAGGAAGCAACUGCUGCAGCAGCAGAAGGAAGCAGCCUCCCGCUGCGCCGCGAGCGCGGCAACGAAACUACCACCACCACCACCACCAGCAGCAGCAGCAGCAACAGCAGCAGCAGCAGCAGCAGCAGCAGCAGCAGCAGCAGCAGAACAGCUCCGUUUUGUGACGUUGAUUUGUUUGUCUCUUCCUUUAAGGAAGAGACAGCCUCUCCCCUGCUGCUAACGGCUCCGUUUUGUGACGUUGAUUUGUUUGUCUCUUCCUUUAAGGAAGAGACAGCCUCUCCCCUGCUGCUGCUCUGCCCCCGCUGCUGUGCUGUUGCUUACUGCAGCAACGCAUGCAGAGACAGAGACAAACAAAUGCAUGCGCUACUAUGCACGCCCAACUGUCUCUCCGUGCUGCAGUAG